Aspergillus terreus NIH2624 is the source of this 1284-nucleotide messenger RNA. RefSeq names its product NO-inducible flavohemoprotein. Gene Ontology annotation, molecular function: oxygen binding; FAD binding; heme binding. The coding region runs from base 1 to 1284 and encodes 427 amino acids. NCBI's taxonomy places the organism in Eukaryota, Fungi, Ascomycota, Eurotiomycetes, Eurotiales, Aspergillaceae. The record is from RefSeq and is a predicted model, not a curated record. Gene Ontology annotation, biological process: cellular response to nitrosative stress; nitric oxide catabolic process. The transcript has a single exon. Gene Ontology annotation, cellular component: intracellular anatomical structure.
AUGCUGUCGGGUCUGUUCCUGCGACGCGCAACACGCGCAGCGCCGCGUCUCCUCCGUCGGACCUACGCAUCGACAAGCCUGACCCCCCAGCAGAAAGAAAUCGUCAAGGCCACGAUCCCAGCGCUGGAGAAACAUGGCGUCGAAAUCACCUCCCUCUUCUACAAGAACAUGCUCGCCAAACACCCCGAACUCCACAACAUCUUCAAUACCGCCCAUCAGGCCACGGGCGAGCAGCCCGCCGCCCUGGCCCACGCCGUCUGGGCCUACGCCAGCAACAUCGACCACCCCGAGGCCCUCGCGACUGCCGUCUCCCGCAUCGGCCACAAACACGCCAGUCUAGGCGUCACGGCGGACCAGUACCCCAUCGUCGGGGAGCAUCUCCUGGCGGCGAUCAAGGAAGUCCUCGGCGACGCCGUCACGCCGCCCGUCGUCGACGCAUGGACCGCGGCCUACCAGCAAUUGGCCGAGAUCUUCAUCAACUUUGAAGCCGGGCUGUACCACCAAGCCGUCGACACCCCCGGCGGCUGGGCGGGCUGGCGUAAGUUCGUCAUCUCGAAGAAAGUCCCCGAGAGCGACGAGAUCAUCUCCUUCCACCUCACCCCCGUCGACGGCGGCAAGCUGCCCACCUUCAAGCCGGGCCAAUUCGUCAGCGUCCGCGUGUACGUCCCCGAGCUCGGCGCCUACCAGCCGCGCCAGUACAGCCUGUCCGACGUGCCGAACGGCGAGCGCUUCCAGAUCUCCGUGAAGCGGGAGUUUGCGUCUGGGGUUCGACCGGCCGGUCGCAUCUCGAACGUGCUGCACGAGUCGCUGCCCGAGGGCGCGGAGGUGGAGAUCAGCAUGCCGUUUGGUGAUUUCGUCCUGGACAUCAAUGCCACCACCCCCGUCGUCCUGAUGAGCGGCGGCGUCGGGCUGACCCCCAUGAUGUCCAUGUUGAAGUCCAUCACGAAUCUGUCCAAGUCGCGGCCCGUCGUGUUUGUGCACGCCGUGCGGAAUGGACGUGUGCAUGCGAUGAAGGACACCUUGGCCAAGAUCAUGGCGGAGAACCCCCAGGUCAGCAGAGCCGUCUUCUACGAGCAUGCGGCGCCCGAGGACAAGCAGGGGGUGGACUACGACUACGUCGGACGCGUGGAGCUCCCUAAGAUCAAGGAUAAAGUGUUACUUCCUGAUGCAGAUUAUUACAUCUGUGGACCGUUGCCGUUUAUGAAAGCGCAGAGUCAAGACUUGCAGAAGAUGGGCGUGCCCGAGGAUAAGAUCCAUAUGGAGGUCUUUGGGUCGCCGAGUUAG